Messenger RNA from Aspergillus glaucus CBS 516.65, 920 nucleotides. RefSeq lists its product as uncharacterized. The record is from RefSeq and is a predicted model, not a curated record. NCBI's taxonomy places the organism in Eukaryota, Fungi, Ascomycota, Eurotiomycetes, Eurotiales, Aspergillaceae. Bases 105 to 578 code for a protein of 157 amino acids. The transcript is spliced from 3 exons.
AUCUUUUACAUGAAAAAGAAUCCAUGCGAGAAAGAGAUUGAUGCAUCAAGUCUCACCAAAAAACUUAUCUAAAGAUGUUCGCGACAUCACUCAUGUGCUGAACUAUGACUAUCCCAACAACUCCGAAGACUACAUUCACCGUAUCGGUAGAACCGGUCGUGCUGGCGCCAAUGGAACUGCCAUUACCUUCUUCACCACUGACAACUCUAAGCAGGCUCGUGACUUGGUCAAGAUCCUUACUGAGGCUAAGCAGCAGAUUGAACCCCGUCUCGCUGAGAUGGUUCGCUACAGUGGCGGCGGCGGUGGUGGCUAUGGCGGUGGUUACGGCCGUUGGGGUGGUCGCGGUGGUGGUCGCGGCCGUGGUGGUGGUGGUGGUGGUGGCGGCCGUGGUAAUAGUUUCACUGCCUCCAACGCUGCGCCGAUUGCUGGUAACCGUCGUUGGUAAGGCGAUCAUGAUGCCCAGUUCAGUCAUUGAGCUCGUAUCCCAUUGUCAUCUUGGUAUCAUUUUGCCCCUCUAUUGUUCCCCCGAUUUCCAUUCCGUAACUCGGCGCGGGCGGCGUUCGUCGAUGUCACGAUAGACUUGUUUCUUUUUGUUUUUCUUUGGGUGUCUGGGGAAAAAGUGUAUGCUGACAGGAUCGGGUUAUGCCGGCAUCACCUUACUCUAUCUUCCCAUGCGCGUAUUUGUUAAUUAGGGUCAGUCAAAAGUUCUAAUUUUGGCUCGUCAGCGGUAUGGAUGGGCUUUCGACGAGCUUUAGCUUAGUUUUGCAUGUCAUUUUAGAAAUGUAUCUAUUACUGGAUGCUUUCGUGCUGUGGUUGGUGAUUUCUAUCUUAAUUGAUGUUGGAUUACUCUGUACUUGAAAUUACUCUCAUUACAUAGGUCUAUGUCUCAGGUCGAAGUCCAGCGCCCCUCCCGCCCCCUG